AUGCCGUCUGGUCCAUCGCUGCCGCCCAAAAUUGAUCUCGCCGCCCUUGACAGUGCCAUUGAGUCGAUACCGUUGCAUGAAGAUAUCUUCAAGUUCGAUCCGGUUUCUCAGGUCGAUACCUCUCCAUGGCCACGGGCACCGGCAGGCGAUGGCAGCGGCUCACUCGUCCCUAGUACCCCUUACAGCUUGAUGGCGCGUGCUUUCACUCUCAUCUCUUCGACACGUUCUCGCUUGGCUAUCACCACUCUCUUGACGAAUCUCCUUCGUGUCAUUCGCGCGCACGAUGCUUCGAGCCUCUUACCGGCCGUCUAUCUCGUCUCGAACCACAUUGCUCCUGCAUACGAUGGCGUAGAGCUCGGUCUGGGUGGCUCCAUCCUCAAUAAGGCAAUACUCGACGUGACGGGCGUAUCGCGAGCACGCAUGAAGCAGCUGUGGAAUUCUACUGGCGACUCGGGCGAUGUGGCAUUCGAGGCCAGGAAAGGGUGCAAGACGCUUGUGCAGCAUGUGCCGCUCACUGUCUCGAAACUAUACAAGACGCUGCAGCUGAUCGCAGGGAUCAAAGGGCAAGGCAGUGCGAAUGCGAAGUUGGCACAUGUGACCAAGCUGCUCGUUGCGAGCAGAGGUGAAGAGAUACGGUUUCUUGUGAGGACCUUUGUCAGUCACUUGCGGAUCCAAGCGGUCAAAACAACGAUCGCAACAGCCCUAGCUAUGACGUUCUCUCUCGUGGAUGGCACGGCCACCGAAUCAGUAGAAUUUAGCAAGUCUCACUAUCUCAUCACGCGCGAAGAUCGGAAAGGUCUCCUCGCUACGCCGACAAAGCAGUCUGAGCGACACAGCCCUGCUCGCCUGACCCUGAUGGCACGUCUUCGGCUCUCUGAGCGUCUCAUGCGCCAAGUCCGCGCGCGGCAUCCCAACUUUAGCGUCAUCGUCCCGGCGCUCCAGGAAGUAGGUUUGGAUGGUCUCAGCACACGCGUCCCGCUCAGCGUCGGGACGCCUCUUAGUCCGAUGCUUGGCAGCAUCACACGCAGCUUGCAAGACAUGCGUGCGAAAUUUGGCGAGCGGGCUUUCGUCUCGGAAUUCAAGUACGACGGGCAGCGCGUUCAGAUUCACGCGCUCUUCCUGCCGUAUGCUGUUUCUGGGAAGGAUGGCGCUGCACCGGACUGGGCAAAGAGGCGUCGGGAGGCUGUGCCUGCGGAGAAGGGCAGAUGGGUCAAGUGCUGCAAUGGUGACGGCGAAGUCUGGGUGCGGCUCUUCAGCCGGCAUUUAGAGGACAUGACCGUAAAAUACCCAGACAUUUGCGAUCUGAUGCCUCUUCUGAUGGGCCACGGGGAGGCGACGGCAGAUGCCAGCUUCCUUGGGGCGUUGCCGACGGCACGGCCUAGCGAGGGUGAUGCUGCGACAACCGCUUCUACGUCUCUUUUGGAGAACCCUGCCGCUUCAGCUGCACCGCCCGUGAAGACCAGAUCGCUGAUCAUGGACGCUGAGGUUGUUGCGAUUGGCUUGCAGGGCGAGCCAUUACCCUUUCAGACCCUGGCAAAUCGCAGCCGGAAGGAAGUCAAUAUCAAGGAUGUCAAAGUCAAAGUCGGUGUCUUCGCAUUUGAUCUAAUGUACCUCGAUGGGAAACCACUGCUCAAGACUUCCUUCCGGCAGCGACGCAAGGCUUUGCAAACGCGCUUCCCGCAGUUCAACCCUCCCGAUCCGCUCAUUGCGCGCUUUGCGCACGUACGCUCGUGCGAGAGCACCGACUUGGAUGAAAUCUCUGCGUUUUUUGAAGCGGCGCAGGCUAGCAAGUGCGAAGGGAUCAUGGCCAAAAGCUUGGAUCAUCACUGGGAGGCUGUGGAGGGGUCCGAAGUCAGGUGCACGACACGAGCAUUCCACACUGGGAAUAUGAAGGCAGCCACUGGCGAAACCGAGGAUGGAAAGGCUGGCGAGCAUCUGCUGGAGAAGCUUGAUGACGAGGUUGCGGAUGAGCUCGUCCUCAACACGGAAGAAGGCGAGGAAGAUGAGGAGCGAGAGCAAGAUGCGAUCGGCAAGGGCGUCAAUGGGCGAGGCAAAGCUUUACUAUCCACAUACGAGCCAGAUAGACGCUGCGAGUCCUGGCUCAAGGUCAAGCGCGACUACGUCGAAGGCAUGGGCGACUCUCUCGAUCUCGUCCCUAUUGGCGCGUGGCACGGCAUGGGCCGCAAAGCGGCCUGGUGGAGUCCGAUCCUACUUGCUCUGUAUGACCCGGACACGGGCGGGUACCAAGCGGUAUGCAAAUGCAUAUCGGGCUUCACAGACAAUGAGUACAAACGGAUCUUUGCCAAGUUUGCCGAGGGCUCCGAGCUGUGCUACGAUCCUCGCAAGCGUGAGCCGAUGGACGAAUACGAGCUCGGCGGGAUGAGCCUGCCGGAUGUGCUCUUCCGUCCCUGCGAGGUGUGGGAAGUGCGCGGCGCGGACAUUACACUCUCGCCCGUGUAUCAUGCUGCGCUCGGGCUGGUCAGCGAGGAGAGAGGCCUGUCGAUGCGCUUCCCGAGGUUCAUCCGGAGGAGGGAGGACAAGAGUGUCGAGAACGCUUCGACGCCAGAGGACCUGGCGGUCAUCUAUCGAGCGCAGUAG
Tilletiaria anomala UBC 951 is the source of this 2598-nucleotide messenger RNA. RefSeq names its product ATP-dependent DNA ligase. Gene Ontology annotation, molecular function: ATP binding; DNA ligase (ATP) activity; DNA binding. The record is from RefSeq and is a predicted model, not a curated record. Gene Ontology annotation, cellular component: DNA ligase III-XRCC1 complex. Gene Ontology annotation, biological process: mitochondrial DNA repair; DNA recombination; double-strand break repair via alternative nonhomologous end joining. Bases 1 to 2598 code for a protein of 865 amino acids. The transcript has 2 exons. Lineage: Eukaryota; Fungi; Basidiomycota; Exobasidiomycetes; Georgefischeriales; Tilletiariaceae.